UGACUAGCCAAGCAAGCACAAGCCUAGAUCAGACAAAUGUACUGAUUCCACCCAACAAACGAACAAUACAUAGCUAGAAGAUGGUCGAUCCAAUCCCAGAACGAGUAAAGAAGAUAUGGGAUCAUUGGAAUAUCAGAGGAGCUAUUAUGUUCAGUCUACUCUUGCAAACCCUUCUCAUAUUCUUCGCUCCUUUCAGGAAACGCACAUCAAGAAAGCUCAUAAUAAUGAUGAUAUGGUCCGGCUAUUUACUGGCCGACGCCACGGCUAACUUCGCCGUGGGACUUAUCUCCAAUAGCCAAAGCAGCUCUGAUUCAAAAUCCCCAUCUGAAAACGAUGAUCUCUUGGCUUUCUGGGCCCCAUUCCUCUUGCUUCAUCUUGGUGGGCCCGAUACCAUUACUGCAUUUUCUCUUGAAGAUAAUGAGCUUUGGCUGAGGCAUAUGCUUGCUCUUGUUUUCCAAGCUGUAGCUACUGGUUAUGUGUUUGUGCAGACACUUGGAAAUGGACAGAAUAAGGUAAUGGUUCCUACGUUUCUACUAUUUCUUGCUGGAAUUAUUAAGUAUCUGGAGCGUACCCGUUCUUUGUAUCUUGCUAGUAUGGAUAGAUUUCGUGAUUCUAUGCUUAAAGAACCUGACCCUGGUCCUAAUUAUGCUAAGUUAAUGGAGGAAUAUGCUUCAAAAAAACAAGCCAAACUUCCAACCCAGAUAAUUAUGAUACCAGAGCCUGAAAAAGGAAAUAAUGCCUCGCGGAUUACUGCUAAAUCUAUAAAAUUGGAUGAUCAAUUAGAAGUUGUGCAAAAAGCUUUUGGGUUCUUUAAAAUUUUCAGGGGUUUAGUUGUUGAUCUUAUCUUUAGCUUUAAAGAGAGAAAUGAUAGUAGAGAAUUCUUUAAUAAUGUAUCUGCUGAAGAUGCUUUGAGAGUAAUUGAGGCAGAGUUGAAUUUUAUUUAUGAAGUUUUGUUUACUAAAGUUGUUGUUGUUCAGUCUAAAUGGGGAUAUUUUUUUCGCACUGUUGCAUUUAGUUCAGUUGUUUCAGCUCUAGCUGUGUUUCAUUUUAGUGUUAAGAAGGAUAAAUUUAAUGGUUUUGAUGUUGGAGUUACAUAUGCUCUGUUGUUUGGUGCUAUUGGAUUGGAUACUAUUUCUUUGAUCAUGGCUCUUUUGUCGGAUUGGAGAGCAGCCGCUCUUAAAACAUCAGAUAUUAUAUCUGAGUCUUGUUGGGAAUAUGUCACUGCCUUCUUCAACAAUUUGGCAGUGGUGAUAUUCCGCAAAUUCCUAGUUAUCAAAAGGUCAAAGUGGUGUGCAUAUGAGAUAGAGCCUAAUGUCAAAUUUACAGUUCUCAUUACCCCCAUUUUCUUUCGUCGAUGGUCUGGCUAUGUCGCAGGCCAUAAUUUGAUAAGAUAUUGCCUCAAAGGAAGGCCAACCAGGAUUUGCAGAAUCAAGAAGCGGAUUUGCUGUAGUGCUGUUAUUCAAGAUUUUCAUGAAUCCUUGGCUAAUCGAACUGAGAAGAUUAUUCAAAUAAUACACGUGGAUAAACCAAUAGAGAAAUUUGUUAAUCUCAAAGAUAAAAUUAUUGAUUUCAUGGGCCUCAAGGACUUUGUAGAUGAGAUAACGUAUGUUUCAAGAGAACCAUUCACUAAAGAGCUUUGGGAAUUCAUUUUUAGUGAGUUGCAGAAGAAAUCUCUUUUUGCAGAUGAUCCUGAAAUGGCCAAGAGGAUAUGUUCAGCUAGAGGUGAUUGGGUUCUCCAGGAUAAUGUUUCUGAUAAAUACAAUGGCUUAAUGCCUUAUGUUUCAGAUGUUGCUUAUGAUCAAAGCCUUUUGUUGUGGCAUAUUGCUACUGAGCUCUUGUACAGCACUGAUAAAGAUACUUUGAAGAGUUACAGUCAUAGAGAAUUCAGUAAGAUCUUGUCAGAUUACAUGUUAUAUCUUUUGAUUAUGCAACCCACUAUCAUGGCAGCUGUGGCGGGUAUUGGUAAAAUAAGAUUUCGAGAUACUUGUGCUGAGGCUGACCGAUUCUUUAAAAGGAAGGAUUUAAGAUCCAACGAUGAAAAGAAUGCAUGUCAAAGCAUUCUUGAUGUGGAUACUGAGGUUAAGCCUAUUGCUGUCAAAGGAGACAGAAGCAAGUCAGUAUUAUUUGAUGGGAGUAUGUUGGCUAAAGAGCUGAAAAAGCUGAAGGAGAAAAAAUGGGAGAUAUUGAGUAAGGUGUGGGUGGAAUUGUUGUCAUAUGCUGCAAGUCAUUGCAGAGCAAAUGCUCAUGCUCAGCAAAUAAGUAAAGGUGGAGAGCUGCUUACUUUGGUUUGGCUAUUAAUGGCUCAUUUUGGAUUGGGGGAUCAGUUCCAAAUCAAUGAAGGUCAUGCAAGAGCAAAAUUAAUUGUGGGCAAGUAGCUUCACCAAGAUGUUGGUUUGAUGAUUUAGUUUGUGUGGGUUUUUGACUUCUCUUAAUUUCCAUUUUCCAUUACUGGUUUUAGGGAAGCAUCAGCAUUUGUAUUCAAUCUGGAAUUUGUCGUAGUUAUCUGUAUUCAAACUGAUCCAAAUAUGUUAUACUAAUUAGAUAGACUUGUACUUUCUAUUUCUGAGUUCUUUAAUUAACUUAUCAGAAUUUCCAGUGCA
Jatropha curcas is the source of this 2600-nucleotide messenger RNA. RefSeq lists its product as hypothetical. The record is from RefSeq and is a predicted model, not a curated record. NCBI's taxonomy places the organism in Eukaryota, Viridiplantae, Streptophyta, Magnoliopsida, Malpighiales, Euphorbiaceae.